AUGAAAGAAAAGUAUGGAAUUCCUGAUUCGAGUUCUUCGACCUCUGCAGGACAUAAUCACUUGACUUUUACUAUUGAUCGUGCUAAGGAGUUAAUGAAAGACUUAGGAGAUCCAUCAAAUUUAAUUAGUUUUAAGUAUUUAGUUGAAGAUCUUGAAAUGGAGCCUUCUGCUCCAUUAUUAAAAUUAUUAGUCGAUGCACUUUUAUUACUUAGUGAUGCUUCUUUAUUUGACGUUAAAUGCUAUACAAGGAAUACUAUUCCACAUUUAGAAUUGCAUCUCCGAACUUGGGUUGCCACCUUAGAAGUUGUGUUUUAUUCUCCUACCGUAUUAACUCGUGAAACUCGUGACAAACUAUAUAGCAAUUUAGAUAAUUUUGUCGAUAUUCAUUAUCGAGCAACUGCAAUGUUUAGCCAAGGUGUUAAUCAUAGCUUUAAGUCUAAAUUUAAAUCUAAGGAGAUUAAUAUUACUAGCAAUACCUACAUGCAUUUUCCAAAUUAUAAUAUUAAUUUUUUAUUGAUCCACUUACGUGAUACUUUACACAGCAUGCGUGAUGAUGAAACUAAACUAGAUGAAUUUUUACGACGUUUUAGAGAAGCCAUUUUAGGUCUUAUUAAUAGUGCCUCUACAAUACCAUCUAUUGCUUCUGGAAAUGUUCCUGCUGCACUUGAUAAUUCAUUUACUAAUAACUCUUUACCAAAAAUUAUAAAUGCUCUCAACAUUAAAUAUCCUAUAGCUUACUGGUAUCCAGUGUGGCGUGAACUUUUAUUAAUGCAUUAUUCAUUAAAAACUUUGACAAGAGAUUUAAAUUAUAAUAUUUUACGAUUCUAUAAUGAGACUUAUCUUCUUGAAUCACUUUGGCAACAUGCCUUUAAUCAGGGGUAUGAGCAGCAAAAGCAUGAUGAUAUUCUAACUAUCUUGAAUAAUCAUAAAGCAUUUCGUGGAUUGUGGACUAGAAAAGAGCCAACUGCUUUACCAAACUCUUUAUGGUUUGGUGUAUUAGACCUUGCCCAAAAUUUAAGCUAUCAAACUGUUCAACCUGUUAAUUUAGCUCUUUGUUAUUAUUUAGGCUUGGAAUCAUUGCAAAAGUCUCAAUGUUACUAUAUACAAUUCAAAUCUUUAGAAUUGCUUAUAUCUCUCUCUUAUAAAGAACCUGAUUGGUUUAAAGAUUUAGUACAAGAAGAAUUAGAAAAUAUUAUUAAAGUGUUACCAUUUGGUACAAAUUAUGAAAAGAAAUCGAUAAUCAAGAACAAUGUACCAGAUAAAACAUCUAAUCCCUUACUAGAAAUAAUUGCAGAGCAUGUUACCUGUAAGAUUACUAGACAAAUAACUGGAGAUUUUCUUGUUUUAUCAUGCUGUGGACAAUCGGUUAGCCGUGAUGCUGUUAAUAAGUGGAGAAACAUUUCAAUAUUUGAGAAUAAAUUAUUUGAAUGUCCAUUUUGCAGAACUGAAAUUAAGAUGGAAUCAGUCUAUAAUCUUGCACAAAUUACAAUGGUAAAAGACCUCUAUAAAAGAUUAGAGCAAGAAGGAUAUUUAAACUCUUUAAGAGAAGAGCAGCAAAUGCCAACAAACAAUAUAUAUAUAGCAGAAGAUGAUUUACUUUUAAAAAUUAAUAAAAUGCACAUAUUUGGUAUCCAUAUGUUAUCUAAAUCACCUAUUUCAGUUUUAAAAAAAGUCCGCCCAAAAGUCUUACAUCCAGCAUUAAAUAAAGCAACUAAAGCAGAACAACAAAAAGACUAUGAAACAGCUAUAGUGUGGUUAACACAGCUUUUACAAUCUUAUCCAAAUAGCCAACCAAUUUUAUGUAGAAAAGCAUUUGCAUCAUGGCAACUUAAAUUAUAUUCCCAAGCUUUAAAAGAUUUAACAAUAGCAAUUCAAUUAAAAUCAUCAAAAUCUUUGGCUUAUAAUUACAGAG
Messenger RNA from Racocetra persica, 1912 nucleotides. The record is from the annotation of a GenBank genome assembly. Lineage: Eukaryota; Fungi; Glomeromycota; Glomeromycetes; Diversisporales; Gigasporaceae.